CCGAGCCAGUCCCUUAUGCUCUCGCGGUCGCUGAGAGCAGCCACCGGCCUUCGUCUUUCUGUUAGAGCCGGUGCUGCUUACGCUACCCAACCAAGGUCAAAUCCACCGAACAACUCCCGCGAGUCAGGGAAGGACGAGCCGGACUUGCCCAAAGACCUUGAGGGAUUCUUCAAGCAACAACGUCCUGCUGGUGGCCAGAAACAGGAGUCUUCGAAUUCUAAAUCUAAGCGUAAUCCACAACCACCCCCUCCCCCACCGCCGAAUAACAACUUCAACUUCUCCAACAGCCAGCUUGCGUGGGCUGCUGCUGCCUCAUUCGCCUAUUUCCUAUACUCAAGCUCGACCUCCUCUUCAUCGCGGGAAAUAACAUGGCAGGAGUUCCGAACUGCAUUCCUCGACAAGGGGCUGGUCGACAAACUCAUCGUUGUUAACGGUCACCGUGUUCGUGUCAAGCUCCAUUCGAAUGCUACUGGCACAAUGUAUCCAUCCUCGGCGGCCUUUGUGACAGGGGAUUACUACUUUUCCAUAGGGAGCAUAGAGGCCUUUGAACGCAAGUUGGAUGACGCGCAAGCGGAGUUGGGAAUCCCAAGCCAUGAACGCAUCCCUGUGGCCUAUCAUGCAGAGAUGUCUGCCAUCCAGACAGCUCUCGACUUCGCCCCUACCAUUCUCACGAUUGGCUUCCUCGUAUGGCUAUCUCGGCGUGGCAGUUCAAGUAGCGGGGGUGGAAUAUUCAGCAUCGGAAAGAGUCGGGCGAAACUCUACAACAAAGACACCGAUGUUACUGUUAAGUUCAAGGACGUUGCUGGAAUGGACGAGGCAAAGGAGGAGAUCAUGGAGUUUGUCAAGUUCCUCAAGGAGCCCGCCAAGUACGAAAAGCUGGGGGCCAAAAUUCCACGUGGUGCGAUUCUUUCUGGUCCUCCCGGUACAGGAAAGACGCUUCUAGCCAAGGCAACGGCGGGAGAGGCUUCAGUUCCUUUCCUUUCCGUCUCUGGCUCGGAAUUCGUCGAGAUGUUUGUUGGUGUCGGGUCUUCCCGAGUCCGAGACUUGUUUGCAGACGCAAAGAAGCACGCGCCGUGUAUCAUAUUUGUGGACGAAAUCGACGCCAUCGGAAAAUCACGGUCCAAGGGCGGCAACUUUGGCGGCAACGAUGAAAGGGAGUCAACUUUGAACCAACUUCUUGUUGAAAUGGACGGAUUUGGGACUAAAGAACAUGUCGUUGUACUGGCUGGAACCAAUCGGCCAGAUGUACUCGAUCCUGCCUUGAUGCGACCUGGCCGAUUUGAUCGACACAUUGCCAUUGACCGACCAGAUGUUUCUGGUCGGAAGGGCAUUUUCCUUGUCCAUCUCGGACCCCUUCGCUUACAUGAAGCGCUCAGCGAUGUCGACUCGUUGGCCCAGAAGCUGGCAGUCCUUACGCCUGGUUUCUCUGGCGCAGAUAUUGCUAAUGUCUGCAAUGAAGCCGCGCUACACGCCGCCCGCAAAGCUUCAGAAUACGUCGAGUCAGUCGACUUCGAUACCGCAAUCGAACGAGUCAUUGUCGGCCUGGAGAGAAAAAGCCGUGUUCUCAGUGCAGAGGAGAAGAAAACAGUUGCAUAUCACGAAGCCGGUCAUGCUGUCUGUGGCUGGUUCUUGGAGCAUGCUGACCCACUCCUCAAAGUGAGCAUCAUCCCAAGAGGCACUGGCGCUCUUGGCUAUGCUCAAUACCUCCCUCCUGACCGGUAUCUUAUGUCGACACCUCAAAUGCUGGACAGAAUAUGCAUGACUCUCGGCGGCCGCGUAUCUGAAGAGAUUUUCUUCGGCUCUGAGAACAUCACUUCUGGCGCGCAAGACGACCUCCAAAAGAUCACCAGAAUGGCAUUUGAAGCGUGCGCCAAUUUCGGUAUGAACGAGGUUAUCGGGCCUGUGAGCUAUGGAGGCGAUCGUGGCGCAAAGGAGGGCUGGACAAAGCCGUUCAGCGAGAAGACGGCGGAGAUGCUUGACACUGAGGUUCGCAAGAUGAUCACCACUGCUUACGACCGCACACGCCAGUUACUAACCAAACAUCGCGAGGAUGUAAUCAAGGUCGCUGAGCUGCUUUUGGAGAAGGAAAAUAUCACACGAGAGGAUAUGAUUCGUCUUUUGGGCAAGCGGCCGUUCAUCGGCAAGUCAGACGAUAUGGACAAGUGGCUCGACCAGCAUCGUGGGUCAGAAAAGUCUGCACCACCGCCACUAGAAGAAACACCUGUUCCCGUUGCUGCUUCCGUGAGGGUAGAGGAUCGUCCUUAG
Molecule: messenger RNA, 2265 nt
Organism: Mycena indigotica
Lineage: Eukaryota; Fungi; Basidiomycota; Agaricomycetes; Agaricales; Mycenaceae
Product: ATP-dependent metallopeptidase
Exons: 2
Coding region: 16-2265 (749 amino acids)
Biological process (GO): protein-containing complex assembly; mitochondrial protein processing
Cellular component (GO): membrane; m-AAA complex
Molecular function (GO): zinc ion binding; ATP hydrolysis activity; ATP-dependent peptidase activity
Source: RefSeq, a predicted model, not a curated record